Messenger RNA from Saccostrea echinata, 885 nucleotides. RefSeq names its product peroxiredoxin-5, mitochondrial-like. The coding region runs from base 17 to 598 and encodes 193 amino acids. Gene Ontology annotation, biological process: cellular response to oxidative stress; hydrogen peroxide catabolic process; cell redox homeostasis. The transcript is spliced from 6 exons. Gene Ontology annotation, cellular component: peroxisome; mitochondrion; cytoplasm. The record is from RefSeq and is a predicted model, not a curated record. Lineage: Eukaryota; Metazoa; Mollusca; Bivalvia; Ostreida; Ostreidae. Gene Ontology annotation, molecular function: thioredoxin peroxidase activity.
UCGAAAGUAAACAAAAAUGGCAACCUCCAUGAGAUUUUUUUGUGCAGGAAUGAAUCGUGUUGUUACUCGAUCUUUAUGUAACCCUGCAGUAAACAGUAAUCGAACAUUUAGGAUUGGUGAAAAAAUUCCUUCAGAAGACUUGUUUGAAGAUUCUCCAACAAAACCCCUGAAUGCUCAGGAAUUGUUCAAAGGGAAAAAGGGUGUCUUGUUUGCUGUGGUGGGAGCUUUUACUCCUGGCUGUUCAGAGAAGCACAUCCCAGAGUAUCUAAAUCACCAUGAUAAAUUGAAGGAGGAAGGCUAUGAUAUGAUUUGUUGUGUGGCUGUCAAUGAUCCAUUUGUUAUGUCAGCCUGGGCAGACAAAUUGCAGACUAGAGGAAAGAUAAGGAUGCUGGCAGACCCUCAGUGCAAAUUCACAAAGGCCAUGAAGAUGGAUCUGGAUUGCACAAAGUUACUUGGAAAUAUCAGGUCUAAAAGGUAUGCUCUUGUGAUAGAGGACAGUGUUAUUAAGAGUAUCAAUACAGAACCAGAUCACACAGGACUGGCUUGUUUACUGUGCAUCAGAAACUUUAAAUCUGCUAAAUCUGCAGAUGCCACUUGAUUUUUCCAGGAACUGCAUGUGUGGAGUGAAUGUAAUUUUAAGAAUAUAGUUGAGCAGAUCAUGAGUGUUUGUAUUUUCAUCAAAUGGGAGAGUUUGACUUGAAUCUGUAACAAUGCUGACAAUCUUGUGUAAAUUUUGUUGGUCAUCUAGAUGUAUGUAUGUAGUAUGUAAUAUGUGAAAGUUUGUGAAAAUAAUAUACAUCUAGUGUUUGUAAAUCAAUUUAUUUGUGUAUAUAAGUAGUAUUCUAUGUUAUAUGAAUAUGAUUUUUGUGAGACAAUAAAUACAUG